Oryza brachyantha (malo sina) is the source of this 1367-nucleotide messenger RNA. Its product is annotated as SUMO-activating enzyme subunit 1A-like. Bases 127 to 1116 code for a protein of 329 amino acids. The transcript is spliced from 10 exons. Gene Ontology annotation, molecular function: SUMO activating enzyme activity. Gene Ontology annotation, biological process: protein sumoylation. Gene Ontology annotation, cellular component: SUMO activating enzyme complex; cytoplasm. The record is from RefSeq and is a predicted model, not a curated record. NCBI's taxonomy places the organism in Eukaryota, Viridiplantae, Streptophyta, Magnoliopsida, Poales, Poaceae.
CCAAGAACACCACCAAAAACCCUUUCUUUCCCUUGCUGUUUGCUGCUCCGGUGUGCUCCAGCCGCUGGCUUUUGUUGCUGAUCGGAGGAUUCGCUGCUCAGGCUAGGGAUCCAGGCGCUGGCAGCGAUGGGCGGCGGGGGCGGCGGCGCGGAGGAGGAGCUGACGGCGCAGGAGACGGCGCUCUACGACCGCCAGAUCCGCGUGUGGGGCGUUGACGCCCAGAAGAGGCUAAGUAAAGCUCAUGUGCUCGUAUGCGGCGUGAACGGUACUACUACUGAGUUCUGCAAGAAUAUUGUUCUAGCAGGAGUUGGCAGUUUAUCCUUGAUGGAUGAUCAUUUAGUCACAGAGGAUGAUCUUGAGGCAAAUUUCUUAAUUCCUCAUGAUGAGAACGUAUAUGGUGGUAGAUCACGAGCUGAGGUUUGCUGUGAGUCCCUCAAAGAUUUCAAUCCAAUGGUCCGAGUUGCGGUUGAAAAGGGUGAUCCAUCACUAAUUGAUGGAGAAUUCCUUGACAAGUUUGACAUAAUUGUAGUUAGCUGCGAGUCUAUUAAAACAAAGUUGUUAAUUAAUGGCCACUGCCGGAAAAGAACCAAGCAUAUUGCAUUCUACACCAUAGAGUGCAAGGAUUCCUGUGGUGAAAUAUUUGUUGAUCUACAGAACCAUAGCUACGUUCAGAAGGUUGGAGGUGAACCCAAACCAAUGGAGCUGACAUAUCCUAGUCUUCAGGAAGCUAUCUCUGUACCCUGGAAGAAUCUACCAAGAAAAACAACUAAAUUGUACUUUGCCAUGAGAGUAUUGGAAAACUAUGAAUUAUCUGAAGGCCACAGUUGUUGUGAGGCAUCACUUUCUGAUCUACCUGCAGUUUUGGCUCUGAGGAAGGACAUGUGUGACAGAAUGUCUUUAAGUGAGUCUCAAAUUCCUACUGCUCUCCUGGAACGCCUGCUAGCAGCUGGAAAGAAGCAACAUCCUCCUGUAUGUGCAAUCCUUGGCGGCAUUCUUGGCCAGGAGGUGAUUAAGUCAAUAUCUGGUAAGGGUGAUCCAAUCAAGAAUUUCUUCUAUUACGACGCUGCUGAUGGUAAAGGGAUCGCGGAGGACAUUCCUCCCUCUUCUUCAGACUGAGCCUGUUAACUGCUUGACUCCCAUUCAGCCUGGCUUCACUAAUCAUUGUACCCAUUUAUUAGCAUCCAAUUAGAUCAGUAGCCACUUUAAGACUGAGAUGCUUAGCACUCUACUAUUUAAUAUUAAGUUGUGCCAGCUUAGAAAUGGUAUCAGAUAGAAAACUGACUUUUUGUGCCAACAAUCUUAAAGCUGAAGCCAGGAAGAUUUUGUGCUGAUUGAAGUUGGACUGCAGUGUUCUCUCUAUUCUCUUC